AUAGUGCAAAAAGACCUUUAAUUUUGUUGCUAUCUGUAGUUUUACAAACAAUUUUGACAUUCUUUUAUAAUUUUGCCGAUAUAUGCCAAUACCAAGAAAUGACCAAGAAGCUUAAACAAAACACCAAUACCUACCUUUAGAAUUACACACUCUCUUACAUACAUACUCUUUGGUAUUUUGGUUUUAGGUAGAGCCGUAAAGAAUACUUUUAUUAUAGGUACGUUUAGUAGGUACUCUUUGGUAAUAAAUUGUGGAAAUCUUGACAAUACUAUCAGUGAAAAUUGUGGUUGUGGUGAAGCAAAGUGGAGUAAAACAAGAACUAUAAAAUUAUAUGACAGACUCUUGAGAAUUAAGUUAAAGAAUAUAACAAUAAAAAAACAAAUAAAACUUACAUUUCAAUAAAAAUGAAAGAAAAACGACACAAAAAACAGCAUAAAAUAUCUUCAAAACAUGGGAGUAGUGUCAAAAAAUCAACUCGAAGACGGAGUUCUUCAGAAAGCUCAAAUUCAUCAUCAGAAUGGGUAGAAAAAGAAGAAACUUCAAAAAAGUCACUAGGUAAUCGUGAGGAAUGGAUGUCAUUGACUGGAAUGUUAAGAACAUAUACAAAAGAUGAUGUUAAGCCAAAAAAAGAUUUAAGAGACAAGAAGCACAUUGAUUCAUACAACCCAGCUAAAAGUAGUAGAGAACUCAAUCCUUAUUGGAAAGAUGGUGGUUCAGGUGUACCUCAAACAGCUGAGGACGUUCGAAAAUCCAAAGAAUUUCUAAAGCCCGUUGGUGAAGAUGAUUAUUAUUCACAAUCUACUUCAUAUAGUUCAAGGAACACUUCAGAAAAAUAUAAUUCUUAUAGGUCAAAUAAAUCAUCUAAUUGGCGUAAAGAAUCAAAGGAAAAAUUUACAAGUCAUGCCAGUGAAUCUUACACUGUUUACUCAGACAAAAUUAAACCAGAUUCUCCUAAACCUCCUGCUAAAAGUAAAGAUACUUUGUACCUUUCUGAUGAAAAAAUGAAUAAAUUGGCUGCAAAAAUUGUAAAAGCAGAAAUACUAGGUGAUAUGAAGGUAGUAGAAGAAUUAAAAGCUAAAUUGGAAGCAGCAAGGGAGUACAGGAGGAAUAAUCCUGAUCCUUCAGAGGCAGACGAUGAUGACAGAAUUCUUUUGAUGUCAACAACCAGCAGUGGGAAUAGUAGACCAUUAGUGAGCAAUCCAGGAGAUCCUCGAAGUAAAUGUGGCAAACGCAAGGUGGAAACACAUGACUCUUCUGGAAGAAUUAAAUACUUCGGAAAUGAUGAUAAAUAUGAUUUAGCACAAAUGUUUCAACAAGAAAAAUAUGAUUCUAAUUAUGACCAAGAAGCAGAAUUGGCAAGAGUUGCAGGUAAAAAUAAGAAUCCAAAUGAUGAUCUGGAGGAUAUAUUCUUAGAUGAUAUAUCAAAGAACAAAAGUUCAUGUAAGGAAAGUGAAAAGGAGAAACAUCGUGCCAUUAAUCAGAAUAAGAAAUUAGAGAGAUCUUUAGAAGGAUGCAAUUAUUGCUUCGACUCUAAAAACAUGUUAAAACAUCUCAUAGUCAGUUGUGGGAGUAAAAUAUAUAUGGCAUUACCUGCUACAAAAUCUCUUGUUAAGGGACAUUGUAUUUUAAGCACUAUUCAGCACUCAAUAUGUGUGACAGCUUUGGAUGAAGAUAUAUGGACAGAAAUACUGAAUUACAGAAAAAUGAUAACUCAGUUUUUCAACAAUCAAAAUAAGGAUGUGGUAUUUUAUGAAACCGCUACCAGAUUGCAUAGAUAUCCCCAUAUGGUUAUAAAUUGUAUACCAUUACCUAGAGAUGUUGGAGAUAUGGCAUCUAUUUAUUUUAAGAAAGCUCUAUUGGAAUGUGAAGCAGAAUGGUCAAUGAACAAGAAAGUAGUAGAUUUAAAGGGAAAAGAUAUUAGAAAAGGUAUUCCAAGGGGUUUACCUUAUUUUUGGAUCGAUUUUGGAAUGGAUCCAGGCUUUGCUCAUGUUAUUGAAGAUCAACAACUUUUCCCAAAAACAUUUGCUGAGGAAAUCAUUGGGGGUAUGUUGGAUUUGGAUCAUACUUUGUGGAAUAAUCCUCAUAGAGAAUAUGGAGAUGUGCAAAGAAAAAAAGUUAUAGAAUUUGUAAAUGAUUGGAAACCUUUUGAACAGUCAUUCAAAAAUUAAAAUUCAUUAAUGUCAUAUAAGAAAUGUAAAUAUUAAGGCUAUCAGGAAAUGACUAAAGGUUUUUUUUUUUUUAAAUAAUGAUACUUAAUAUAUUAUUAUAUAUCUGCGGAUGUGUGUUGUUUCAUAAUGCUGUUCAAUCAAAAGACCAAAUAAAAAUAAAAGUUUAUAAUUUAUUAAUCUC
This is a messenger RNA of Melitaea cinxia (Glanville fritillary), 2349 nucleotides long. RefSeq names its product CWF19-like protein 2 homolog. The coding region runs from base 405 to 2168 and encodes 587 amino acids. Lineage: Eukaryota; Metazoa; Arthropoda; Insecta; Lepidoptera; Nymphalidae. Gene Ontology annotation, biological process: mRNA splicing, via spliceosome. The record is from RefSeq and is a predicted model, not a curated record. Gene Ontology annotation, cellular component: post-mRNA release spliceosomal complex. The transcript has 5 exons.